Messenger RNA from Mycena citricolor, 1873 nucleotides. The record is from the annotation of a GenBank genome assembly. Lineage: Eukaryota; Fungi; Basidiomycota; Agaricomycetes; Agaricales; Mycenaceae.
CGGAUGCACAGUCCAUACAGAAAUACACAGGAGACUUGCUUGCAAGCUAGUAGUGUGGGAAAGUAAUCUGAAUUUUAACGAUGUACAGGACCCACAAGUUAGAACAUUUUGGUAUUUCCCACUGGACGCUCAAAGAAAAUUUCCCGGUGAAAGUCACCUGAACAUUAGAAAGCAGCGGAGGGCAGUCCAGCCAAUCGUGAUAGACAGAGAUGCCUGUCUUCUUUGUGAAGGGCAGGGUCCAAUAAAGAGGAUGGGGCUGUAAGGUUUCAUUCUCCUUAGAACCUCGAGUUCAUUAUCAGAAUUGGACCAUUAGAUGUGUGAAUGGGAGAGACGUGAGUCUGGGCCGUCUCAACAUCACGAGGGCUCGGGCUAACGGCCUCUCCCACGGCUGAAAUCAGAGAAGACAUCCGCGACCAACUUCGCGAGCGCUACGGCCAAAGUAUAGGCUGAACUUUAGCGGGGGAAGGCUAGCCGAUGCUUCCUGUUCGGGAAGAUUGUAGCCAUCCGUCAUUCAAAUCAGUCAUCUUCUAAUAUAGUCAGGGUAGCGUAGGAUGAUGUUUGCAUGAACAAGAAAUCAUAGAUUCUGCCACAAACAGAUGAAUGGGUAUCCCGACACGAAGAUACACCCGACACUCGAACGUCGUCUGCAGCUUGCCAAAGAGUUGAUCUGUGGCUGACAGGAAGCGUAUGGCGUACUAUCGGCCAGGGUUGGACGAGGCUGAGAUCACCAAGCUCCAAGACUAGUAUGAAAGCAAAGCUCGACAUAGCCAACGCGUUCCCAUCGAAUGUCAGUGUAAUUAACAACAGGUGGCGGCCAUGGAAGAUCAAGCCUUGUUGCACACGGGAGUAGCAGAAGAGAUCUGACCCCAACCCCGCGACCAAUCACUCACGUGCUGCUGCCUAGUCACACAUAAUUACAUCGAGUUCCACCGCUUGCCAGAAAGACCGUCCGCAAGGUAUUGCUCAUCGUUCUAUCCAUCCUUCCCCGCUGACAUCCUUUCAGAUCAAGAUGGUCAACCUUCGCUCUCAAAAACGGCUCGCCGCCUCCGUCAAGGGCGUCGGCCAGCGUAAAAUCUGGCUGAAUCCCGCGGAGCAGUCCGAGAUUGCCAGCGCCAACUCGCGCUCCCACAUCAAGAAAUUGAUCAAGGACGGCGACAUCAUUAUCAAGCCGACUACUAUUCAUUCGCGCGCACGGACGCGGGCGCUCCUUGCUGCAAAGAGGAAAGGACGUCACACUGGCCCGGGUAAGAGGAAGGGUACUGCGGAGGCUCGUAUGCCGACGAAGGUGUUGUGGAUGCGGAGACAGCGUGUGCUCAGACGGUUGCUGCGCAAGUACAGGGAAGCUGGGAAGAUCGACAAACACCUCUACCAUUCCCUGUACCAAAAGUCGAAGGGUAACGUCUUCAAGAAUAAGCGAGUGUUGAUGGAGUACAUCCACAAAGCUAAGGCUGAGAAGAGCCGAACCAAGGUUCUCACUGACCAGAUGGAGGCGCGCCGUGUUAAAAACAAGGCUGCUCGCGAACGUCGUGCUGCUCGCAUCACCGAGAAGCGGUCGGCAUUUUUGGCCGUGGAGGAGGGUGCCGUCAAGGAGUAAAUUCCCCAUGUCCCGUCUACUCAUGUCGUAUCAUGCCUCAUUAUGUAUCCUUUUUUCAUGCAUCCAUCAACACACAAUUCUGGUAUUAGGCGAACUGAGGACCGUCUGCGCUCUUUCAGAUACGCAUUGCACUGCCGGCGGAUCAGGGUGCUCCAAGUGCCCGUUAUCCUCUUGAAUAGAUGAUGUACAAAGUAGAAGUGCACUACUCGCAAAUUCGAUGAGCAUAGGGACGAUAGGGGACGAUUGUUAGCCUUCAGAAUCGAUUCUAACUGAUCUGCA